GAAGAUGAUCUGGUUGCAAAGUUUUAUUACCAAAGGAAGAAGAUUAUAUGGGAAUAUUUAGACUGGGAUGUGAGACUGAAAAAUAAGAUUGAAAUAAGGUGGGAUAAUGUCUCAGCUAUUAGAGCAACUAGUGCUGAGAAUGGAGACAGUCUUGACAUUCAGCUAUAUGAGCCUCCUGCAUUUUUCAAUGAGAUUGAUCCGCUGCCAAGAAAAUUAUCCGAGUGGGAAAGUACAACAGACUUCACUGCAGGACUUCAAGGUUCGACUUACAGGUAAGUAUGACCUUUCAGAAAUCAAGUUUCUGCAAACGGUUUGGUUUUUCCCUAAUAAGAUCUUGUUUCACAGAAAGUCUUUCCCUAACAAGAAAAGACAGGUUUAUGCUAUAUUGCAAUUUUUUCUUGGCCUCUAUAGAAAUGAAAACAAGCGAUUUGUCCUGUUUCGAUGUUUCUGAUUGCUUCAUGAUAUAUAUAUAUCUCAGUUGGCAUCAACUCAAAGCUCCCUCAGGAUACCUUGGCAGACAUUACAAUAACCUUUUGUCUUGCGACGAACGGUUGUUGAAGUUGAGCAAGGAACCAUUCCCAACUGCAACAAAUCAGUGUUUUCGCUCAAAUUCAUCUUGUCAGGUUGUUGCCUCUGAUAGAAGCAAUACACAUGGAGUCACUGAUUCACAGUUUGCUCUCCUGGACAAAGUUCAGUCGCAUUUACCUUCGCUUUAUCCUCAAGAAACACUGCAACCAUUCCAUCCUCCAUCACUAUCAGAAUAUCAAUACAUGGAUGAACAUAGCAACAGAUUGUCAGCAAAGGAAGUGAUGCCAUAUAGUGGUGGACCUGGUGUUCAAUGGAAGAAGAAUGAAAAAGCUUUCUCUAGAGACCAAUUUCAGCAUGUAGAGUCGAAUUACUUUGCUAACAACCAAGCAAAUGAUUAUCAGAACUAUGAUUCAGCAGCGUCUAGUUCACAAUCCAACUAUAGAAAUAUGCAUGGAAUCACUGGUUCACAGAUUGAUCUUCCAUACAAAUCUUUACAGAAUUGGUCUUCACUUCAUCCUCAACAAGCAGUUCUACCAUUCUCUUCUCCAUCAGUACCAGGUAACCACAUCUUUGCCAAUGCAGAUAUUUCCUUCAGCAUGAAAAAGAAUACUAAUGGUAGAACUGUUUGCUGAGAGACUCAUUAACUCUUUAAUGUUUUCUGGUGACAGAACAUCGACGCAUGGACGUCCGUAGCAAUGGAUACUUGGAAAGUGUAGUGAUGCCAUAUAUUGGUGGUCAAGAGAUUGAUCUUCCACACACAUCUUUGCAGAAUUGGUCUUCACUUCAUCCUCAACAAGCAGUUCUACCAUUCUCUCCUCCAUCAGUAUCAGGUAACCACAUCUUUGCCAAUGCAGAUAUUUCCUUCAGCAUGAAAAAUAAUACAAUGGUAGAACUGUUUGCUGAGAGACUCGUGAACUCUUCAAUGUUUUCUGGUGACAGAACAUCGACACAUGGAUGAGCGUAGCAAUGGAUACUUGGAAAGUGUAGUGAUGCCAUAUAUCGGAGGUCAAGAGACGAGGAGGAGAAAUGCUCUUUCUAGAGACCAAUUUCAGUCUCCAGUGUCGAGUUA
Messenger RNA from Tripterygium wilfordii, 1597 nucleotides. RefSeq lists its product as uncharacterized. The transcript has 3 exons. Bases 279 to 1160 code for a protein of 293 amino acids. NCBI's taxonomy places the organism in Eukaryota, Viridiplantae, Streptophyta, Magnoliopsida, Celastrales, Celastraceae. The record is from RefSeq and is a predicted model, not a curated record.